Molecule: messenger RNA, 3345 nt
Organism: Conger conger (European conger)
Lineage: Eukaryota; Metazoa; Chordata; Actinopteri; Anguilliformes; Congridae
Product: zinc finger protein 148-like
Exons: 7
Coding region: 280-2487 (735 amino acids)
Biological process (GO): regulation of transcription by RNA polymerase II
Molecular function (GO): DNA-binding transcription factor activity, RNA polymerase II-specific; RNA polymerase II cis-regulatory region sequence-specific DNA binding
Source: RefSeq, a predicted model, not a curated record
AACACCGCCUACAGCCAUCGAUGCCAGUGCCACAACGCGAUCUAGUAGGCUGCUUUAGUUCAGAACCCACAAUGCACCGCAGACGAAGAGACUUCUCAGGCGAAAUGUCUGUUGCUGUCACUGACUGCAGUGGGGCCGCCUGAAACUUUUGCUGGCAAUCCGUGACCACGCUGGGAAACUUCAUAAUACUGACAACUGGUUCUGAUUUGCUUGCUUCCGGUUCAGGUUGGGCUUCUAAUAAACUACAGUGGCAAAGCCGACCGGUACCCCUCCUCCAGGAUGGAUUGGAGGAGAGGUGGAUUGGCGUUUCCAGAGCUAAUCCUGAACGGGCAUGAUUUGGCCCACCAAACCUUGCCGGCAGACCGCGAGGAAGAGGAACAGGACGCGGGGGAUGGUCUUGCGGGGCGGCUUUUCUUGCAACGGGGCCUUGCCUCGCUCGAUGGACCGGUGGUGCGCGAGGGCACGGAAAACAAUCGUAGCAUUAAAGAAGAGUUCACGCUGUCCGACGCAGUGAUGCAGAUAAAAAAUGAAGGGAACAAACUUGCUGGUUUUCAGGAGAAGAAGAAAAGAAUGCCGUUCCCUCCUGCUCAGCUUCUUGGCGUUAACGAAGAUGGGUCGCUGGAGCUUCAGAGCGCAAGGCCUCAUGUGUGUGAACUCUGCAGCGCCACCUUCCGGACCAACUACCAUCUGCAACGGCACGCCUUCAUCCACACGGGGGAGAAGCCAUUUCAGUGCAGCCAGUGCGAUAUGCGCUUCAUCCAGAGGUAUCUCCUUCAAAGACACGAGAAGAUCCACACAGGGGAUAAGCCUUUCCGCUGCGAUGAGUGUGGGAUGAAGUUCAUCCAGAAGUACCACAUGCAGAGGCACAGGAGAACUCACAGUGGCGAGAAGCCCUAUCAGUGCUGUCACUGCCAGCAGCAUUUCUCCAGGACAGACAGAGUCCUGAAGCACCAGCGGAUGUGCAACGAAAACCGGAAGUCGAACGACAUGAACGCUAGAGAUGAGCGGCCGGUCGGCGGGCAGGACCUCGGCUACUCCUCUCUCCGUGCGGGUUGCUCACGUCCCGAGAAAAGCCGGCACAAGUCCAACGAAAGGCCCCGGCUUCCGGUAAAUCUUCUGCAGAACAUCGAACGGGGCGUGGCGGGCGAGGAACUUGGGCCGGUCAGAAGGGAGUCCCCAUCACUCCGCUCGCAGUGCUCCACGGUGAAGGGCGGGCGCGAGUAUUCGGCGGAGCGCCCCGAUUCGCCAGUUGGUGGUGACUUUCCGGUCGAGGCGCCUGCCUCUGAGGUGGACCGCUCCCGUAACCUGGUCCUGAAGAAGCUGGCGAGCGGAAAGACCCGGGAGAGGCCCGCAGGCCCUCAAGACGACUCGUCCCCUUGGUCCUCCUUUGACGACGGGAAGGUCGACAGGCACACCUUUCGGCUGGUGGACACGCCGGGGUUCGGACCCGGAUGUCGUGACCUGGAUGCAGUGACCGUGGGCCCCCACCAGGGGGAGCCGAGCAAACCGGCAGCAAGCGGCGCCAGCUAUGAUGACGCCAUGCAGUUCCUGAAGAAGAAGAGGUACCUACAGCCCGGUGCUCCCGGCUCUGGUCAGGACUGCGCACUGAACGUGGCGAUCGGUCAACAGGCAUCUGCUGGAGCAGGCAUCCGCAGCCGUGGCCCAACCACCUGCGUUUCAGCUUCUCAGACCACAAAGACUGAGAUCAAGUCUAUCCAGGACAAACAUAUCCUGUCCGACGAGGUCCUACAGACCCUCCUAGACCACUACUCCAACAAGGCCAAUGGGCAGCCGGAGGUCUCCUUUGGUGUGGCUGGCACCGUGUCAGUCAGUUCAGCUCAUGCGCGCUUGGACAGCCAUGUUAAGGCCCUGGGGACAAAUUCCCACGCGCCCCCUAGUGGCAAUGCCACCAUGUUGCAGGAGUACUCCAAGUUUCUCCAGCAGGCUCUGGAAAGGACUAGCCAGAAUGACAGUUAUUUGAACUCGCACGGUCUUCCCUUUGUUACCAAAGGCCAGUCGCGUUCGAACCCGCCGGAAUUCUCUGCCCCGGACAUGCAUCACGCCUCCUCUGGCCGUGCGCCCUCGGGCAUGCACUCGUCCCUGAGGUCGUCCUCAGAGAAAGUGCGCUUCGGACUCCUCGACGGCGACUCCGGGCGUUCGUUCUCGUUUUCGGGCGAAGAAACGGACCCGUCUUCUGUCUCCUCAACCGAGGACUUCCUCGAACGGGUAGCCCCUCGAAGAAGGUGCGACAGUCCGGUGAUAGGCCCGCCUUUUCCGAUGGCCGCCUUCGAGCAGAACAUUCAUUCCCAGUUCUCCGGCUGUGGAUCCGGGCUGUCCUCCCUGUUUAGCGUUUCCAGUGGGGACGUGGAUCUGCACGGACACGAGGGUGGCACAGAUCUCCCAGGGUACCCUCUAGCCGAUGUGGCCGAUGGCAGAACUCGACCAACCUCAUCUCUGGAUUCUACGGACAGCCAAAUCUAUACUUGAAUUCAUUUAUUAUAUAUUUGGAUCAUUUCAUAGCCUCGAUUAUGUCUCGAUUAUUAUUAUCAAAUUAUCGCCAUUGGCAUUUAACAAGGUAGGUAACUGGCUGUGUGAGUUUUGAAAUUCAAGCGAUGUUAAUAGCUGGACCGGCCUUUUGAGACGGUAUGUUAUGGAUAUAUCCAGCCUGAGCUAUUUAGCAAAUGUAUUGCAAAACCAUAACGGUUAUGUUGCACAAAUGACAGUAUUCAUUAAUUUCAUUGAAAAAAUUGAAGUGUGUGCCGUCUACUGCCUUAGGACAUUGCAAAUGUCAACUGACAUUUUCUUAGGUCUUUUCUGUUGAUUUAGUUACAUUUAUUGCAGUUUCAGUUCAUAGAUGGUCAUUUAUAAUAUAUUUUAAUAAUGUAAAACGUAUGAGAUCGAUUAUAAGAAAUGAAACAAUCAAAGUCAAAGUCAUUAUCGUGUUAUGUAUCAUACAGAUUAAAUAUGGUAUUCCCUCUAAUAUUGUGACUUAGAUUUGUUUCACAGAUUUAUCAUAUUAUGUGCAUAAACAAAUUGUGAUGUAAGUACGUUACGGUAUGAACGAUCAAAUGUACAACUCUGUUGUCAACACAAACAAGUACGCCUUUAUUUCGACAUUGCCAUCACUGGGUAUGAGUUAUUCGCCAAUUUGAGGAAACAAAGCGAGUUAAAGGUACAAUCGGUAAGAUUUUUGUGUUAAAUCAUUGUUACAAGACCAUUGUAAAUCCCUUCCUAUCAUUGAAAAAGGCUCAUUGACAUGUUGACUCACACUGCCUGUGUUUAUGCAGACCGACACCAAAACAUUGUAUAACUGCAAUAAUUAAAGCUCAUUGGUUUAAAAUUGGU